GCGGAGGCUGCGCCCCGCAUCAUGGAGGGCAGCCCGGCCCCAGCGCCGGCCGCCACCGACCUCCGCCUCCGCCCGCGCCGCGCCCGCCGGCUCCCGCUGCCGCUCUCCCGGCGCCGUCCUCGCCUCACCUCGAAGCCAGCAUGAAGGAGACCCAGGGCGACGGGAGAGCCCGUUUCUGCACCCGCCUCAACCAUUCCUACCCGGGCAUGUGGCCGCCCGAGCGCUCUUCCGAGGCGCAGGGCAACCUCACGCACCCCGCGGGACCCAGCGAGGAUUGCGGCUCGGUGUCCGUAGCCUUCCCGAUCACCAUGCUCAUCACCGGCUUCGUGGGAAACGCGCUGGCCAUGCUGCUGGUGUCGCAGAGCUACCGGCGCCGGGAGAGCAAGCGCAAGAAGUCGUUCCUACUGUGCAUCGGCUGGCUAGCGCUCACCGACCUGGUGGGGCAGCUGCUCACCAGCCCGGUGGUCAUCGUCGUGUACCUGUCGGAGCAGCGCUGGGAGCACCUGGACCCGUCCGGGAGGCUGUGCACUUUCUUCGGUCUGACCAUGACUGUCUUUGGGCUCUCCUCGCUCUUCAUCGCCAGCGCCAUGGCUGUCGAGCGGGCGCUGGCCAUCCGGGCGCCGCACUGGUACGCGAGCCACAUGAAGACGCGCGCCACCCGAGCGGUGCUGCUGGGCGUGUGGCUGGCGGUGCUGGCCUUCGCCCUGUUGCCGGUGCUGGGCGUAGGUCAGUACACCAUCCAGUGGCCUGGGACAUGGUGCUUCAUUAGCACCGGGGCACGGGUCAAUGGGACUAGCUCACCUCACAACUGGGGCAACCUUUUCUUUGCCUCCUCUUUUGCCUUCCUGGGCCUCUCUGCACUGGCUGUCACCUUCGCCUGCAACCUGGCCACCAUUAAGGCCCUGGUGUCCCGCUGCCGGGCCAAGACCACGGCGUCACAGUCCAGUGCCCAGUGGGGCCGGAUCACGACCGAGACGGCCAUCCAGCUCAUGGGAAUCAUGUGUGUGCUGUCGAUCUGCUGGUCGCCGUUGCUGAUAAUGAUGUUGAAAAUGAUCUUCAAUCAGUCAUCAGUUGAGCACUGCAAGACACACACAGAAAAGCAGAAAGAAUGCCACUUCUUCUUAAUAGCUGUUCGCCUGGCUUCACUGAACCAGAUCUUGGAUCCCUGGGUUUAUCUGCUGCUAAGAAAGAUCCUUCUUCGAAAGUUUUGCCAGUGUGCAAUAGCAGGACCAGAAAGAGACACGAUGCCUCACCCCAAGACCAGCAAGUACAUACUGAUGAUCAGGCACCACACAAACAGCUAUGCAUCCAGCUCCACCUCCUUACCCCACCAGUGUUCCUCGACCUUGAUGUGCAGUGACCAUUUGGAAAGGAUUGCUGUGAGGAUAUAAAUCUUCAAGAGUCAUGAUAACACACAGCCCCAGACCUGCCAGCCCCCACUCCUGAGCCCGUGGAAGACCCUGAGAAACCGUUAUGUUCCCAGAAGACUCUGGCAACCCCAUAAAAAUCUCUUAAGACUACCUGGGAGACCCACCCAGCUUAGAGGACCUAACAAGCUAGAGAAUCCUCUUUGCCAUCCUAGGUUCAGGAUAAAGGGAUCCCACUGCCCUUCUCCACCUAAGCCACAAAAUACUAUAUUGGAGUUUAAUCUUUUCACUUAACUUCUGUUAACAUGCAGCUAUUUCAGUGAAUAAUUUAAUAAGUGAUAUACAUACCUUCCUGGGGGCAGUUUGUGACAAGACAGAAAGCAUCAUGUACGUAGAGAGAACAGAAAGGCAUGCUCAUGACAAGAAGAAGCUUGCUGGAGAGAAGAAAGGGGAAGUGAAAGGGAUAAAUGUCCAUCCUCCCCUGCACUCCCACCAUUUCUGCAGUCCCUUCAGAGUCACUUCUGCCUACAUGGAUAUCUCCUUCUGGAUUUUUAGUCUAUUUACUAUUAUUUCCUUGAAAAUGGCUGUUCUCAUUGAACAUCAUCUAUGGUUUGGCAUCCUAGACACUGGACUUAAUAAUUGUCACAGCACACUUAUGCUGCAGGCUAUCUUUUACAGCUGAGAAAAGGAAGGCUCAGAGAGCAAGUUAGGUGCAAAGAAUGACUGAAAACUGUCCGUUAAGGUACAGACCUCAGUUUCUUCCAACUAUACUUUGGUAAUUCGGAAACAUCUAUCUCCCUUCCCCUAGAGAAUGUAAAGGAAACUCUACAAGAAAAUGAAGUUUGUCAUUAACAGUAGCAACAACAAAGCCCCAAAUUCUGAUGUUUUAAAAUAACAAAUGGUGUUUGACCUUCAUGUGACAUGUCCGUUGAGGUUGGGAGGGGAGUGUGGCUGCAGGUCAUCCUCCUCAGACACUCAGGCUAACUGGGGUUUCAGAUGUUGCUAGACCCUGCUAAGGAGGCCAGGGAGAAGGUUUAGGGCAGCAUCUAAUGUUUCUAGAGCCCUACCUCCACUACACAAAAGAUGGGGAAGGAGAACAAUCCCACCACAUGCCGAAAAAAUGGAGAAGCGCAGUCCUGGUGAGCAGCAAUGAUCUACACCCCAGAACCUCUGGAGCAAAGACAGAGGGAAAAUGAAGAAAAUAAAUACAGAAGUGCUGAGUUUAAAAGGAGCAAGGUCUUUUUCUGGCUCAACUCUUAACUCCAUACCCUGCUUAUUUUAAGCCUUUUCCACAUGUUGACUUACUUGGCAAGGUGGGACAUUAAAGCAACCAGGGACGUUAUAAAUGUAGAGAGAUACAGGCUUAUAAUUUCAGCAAAGCUGAAAAAAUAGGUUGGUCACUCAAAUAGCCAAUUUAGACAUAUAGUAAGAAUUGCUUAUGGUUCAGCAUUGCUGCACAUUGCUGGUUUAGUCAAUGGAAAAUUUUCCAAAUGCUUGGUGUUAACACAGCACGUCUCUGGAAAGGAUGCAAGAGUAUUUUGACAUUUUGUGCAGAAGAAAUAUCCAGAAUGUUUGUAGAAUUUGGAGCCCCUUUCAGAUGAAAUGAAGUUAUGGGUUUUCAAAAAAAUCUGUAAGCUGUCCAGAUUAUUACAAGUAUUCUAAUUCAAAAUCAUUAGAUUGGCAAAAGCGUCUACUUUUAGAAUUCUAUAAAACCUACACUGACCUUGAAUUAAUAAAGCUAGGGAAUGUCAGGCAGUAGAAAGGGCUUUAAGGAAGGCAGGUUUCAUAACCCCUUCCUAAAGCCUUUUUCUGUAUGAACUGUAGUUAAUUUCCUAAUUUUUAAAGCUGUUUCUCAUAUGCUAUGUGGAGGAUUUUAUGGAAGAAUGUGUCAGACAGUACCAUAAAAUAUAUCUCUACUGCUAAAAUACACCUUGAUGCUGUUCACUUCUCUUCAUCUCUAAUACUCUUAUUCUGAUUCAGGCGAAACUGAUCUCUCAGCUAGACCACCACCAGUAACUGCCAAAUGAUUUUUCCUUUUCACCUCUGGUCCCCAGCCAUUCAUUACUCAGCAACAGGGAUCUUUCUCACCCCAGGGCCUUUGCACAUGCUAUCCCAAUCUUUUUUUCUAUUCCCUACAUAAACAGCUCUAUUUCUUCCUUUGGUUAAUAACUUAAGUGCUUUCUUGAGCUCCCUAGCUGCAGUAUUUUCCUCUUAUUAUUUGCUACCUUAGCUCAUUUGUUUCCUUCAUAGUGCUGUUCCCAAUUUUUCUGUCUGUUUACUUCUUUGUUUUCUGUACUAGCAUAUGAAUUUCACAAGGGCCAAGACUGGCUUGAUUUUGUCCAUCCUUGUCUUUACCAAGUACAGAGACCAGCACAUAGCAGGUGCCAGAGAAGUAGUUGUGUGAUGAGUAAAGGAAUUGUGAAAAGUGAGAUGAUUAGGUGCUUCUUUGUGUAUCCAGAUGGUACUCAGGCAAUAUUGUUAUUCCUCCCCUUUCCUUUACCAGUGCUGCCUGGUCAUUCAUAUCCCUUCUAACCUACACAUUUCCCUGCUGCAGGUACAUUAGUAUGUCUUCCCAUCACAUGCAAAUGUACUAGGAAUCUAAACAGAAAGGCAAAAGAUAGUGAAAGUGAAGUACAGGGAGCAGAAGAGGUUACUUUGAUGCAUUUGUCUUUUAAUACAUCUAUGUUUUUGUGAAUUAAGCCCUGACAUCCUUGGAUGACCUUUCCUAUGCCAAGUUUGGAGAGUUGUAAUCAGCAAACAAACAUUUCUAUCUCUUCCUAUAAGUUAUAUACUAUCUCUAAAUUUGUCUUGAGCAGUGGUGUUUCAAAAUAAUUUGAAUAUUUUAUUGCCAUUUUCUCUUGUUAUUUAAAAAAUGAAUGUAAAGUGAAAAUGUAAAUAUGUAUUAAAGUAGUGACAAAAGGGUAAUAAUACAAUUCAGACAAAGAUGAAAAUAAGCAUAUAAUGGAUGGCUAACAUUUCAUUUUUAUUGGAUACAUUAAAAUUGAAUUGAUGAAAGCUGUCUUCAAUUACAAAGAAAAAAAUUAAGGAACAGCAUGAAAUACUGGAAUUUCUUAUCAGAAAUUAUGUCUAAAAGGUUAUGCAUAAUUAUGACAUGUAUAUCAGUUUUAGCUCUGUGAAAUGAAUCCCACUCUAAAAUACAUCUCUUGCAUAUUUGACUUUCUUCUGGGUUUUUAGUGUGACUUUUCUGAAAGUCAUAGAUUGCUAAUAGAGUGUAGUCCUUUUCCCCCUUGAAAGAUGGACAAACCCAUUCCCUCAGUUUAUUUAUAAAGAACUUAGGACUCAAUGAGGUGAAGGAAUUGGUCCUAUAGGCCUGCCUCAGUUCUCUCUGAUUGGUUGCCUGGAUUAUUUUAGAGUCUACAUCUGCAGGCAAAGAGACCUCUAUUUAUUUAAAAGUAACCCUUCAUAGUUCUGGACUAAUAUUCAUUUAUAAAUGGUAUCCAUUUCAGGUGGAAAGUAUUUACCAGCAGACAGCCAACAGUCCUAGAUGCACAAGAAGAAAGACCCCUCCAGGCAUCUUCUACUUUGUUUUCUUCUUGGUUAAUUAAUCCCUCAGAAAUUGAUAGGGUGUUGACUUCAGUCUGUUCCUCCUUUCAGACCAAUGAAGGUCAGCCCAUGGGGACCACACCUUGUGUUUCUAAAAUAGCUCUGCUUCGAUAAAUUAGGUUCAGAAGAAUUUUAAUUUCUCCUGCAAGCUUGUCCUGCUCUUUAACUCAUGACAGAUUGUGCUGGGAUUUGCGUCUGUGCUUUAACACAUUCACUCUUCCCAUCUGGUGCGUUCUGUGGUCGCUGAACUUGGCUGUGUUCUCAAUAAUCCUCUGGAUUUCUGAAGUGGAUUUUGGAGUUCUUCCCAUUUGUACUAGAAUGUAAUCCCCAACUGUCUCUAGUUUUCCUACACUAUCCCCAGAGGCAGUGACCAUCCUCAUGGCACUAGUCUUAUCUCCAGUUCUCAAUAGCCAGAUGGGACGAGUGCUCACUGGGCAGCACAGAAAGCUGCACUGAGCAGCACUGCUCUGGAGCGUCCAGACCUUCACUCUCUGUGUAUCUAACAACCGAUGGCAACCUGACCAAAAUAUAGGCAGCCCGGACCGGAUAUAUCGGUGAUCACACAACCCUUUAGCAGGCUGUCUCAGGGCAAAUGUCCCUGACAUGCUUCUCUUCUCAGUUAAUAAUGCAUGGCAUUGCUUUCCAAACUCUUUCACAAGGCUUUACAAAAUCCACCACGACCUUUACCAUUUGUCUAACUUCAUCAUUCCUCUUUUCCUUGAACUGUACUCUUCUGAACUAUGUUGUAUUUCUAGACUCCAAUUAUAAACCUGCCAUUCCUUUUGUCUAGAAUAUUCUUUCCCUCCCACAUGGUGUCUCAAGUAUUCUCUGGUGUUGGGGGACACUUUAAGAAGAGGUGCUUGAUCCCUUGGACAAUUUAGAGAUGUGGAGCUAAUGUAAUGUUGCUUGAUUGUUUAUAUCAUUCAACAUCAGAAGGCAAUUUAGGGCAUAGGGAGAAUGUAGAACUCUAUUUUGUACACAGAAAAUUAUGAAAGACACAAUCUUCUUAAGGGGACAGAUCUUAGCCCUAGGGAGUUAAACUGUUCCAAGUGUUUUGUAAGUAACAAACACUUCGUUCUUUAUCUGUAGCCAUGCACAUGUGUAUGUGUGUGUGUGUAACUCCUUCCCCAUCACUAAAAACUUCCUUUGGAUGCCUUUAACCCACACAUGAAGAGACAAUGAGGAGCUUUGUGGAUAAGGUACAAACAAACUAUAGUUGAAUCUAUUCCAAUAUUUAACUCUACCAAAGUGUUUUAAUACUAGCAGAGUCUUUAAGAAGCAUGCUCCAAUUUACCCUUUCUUGUUCUUUAUGAUAUCCAUCUAGAGGAAAAAUUUGGAAAGAAUCCUUCACAGCAAAAGUAGGAUUGUCAGGAGCAACACAGCUCCCAGCUAGGUGCUGGCACUUCCUUUCGUUCACACCUGAGCCCAUCUGGUUAGGAGCAUUUAACGAUGAGGUUGGAUUGUAGCAAAACAUGCGGAGAGGUGGAGUACACUCAUCAAAGAUACAUUCUUAAGACUAACAUGCAGUAGUACUAUUAUAUUAGAGUGGAUGUCAAACAUGAGCUGGCACCUCCUCCACACUGCUUCUUCGUUGUCUUUCCCUGGUCUCCCUGUCUCUGUGUUUGGGGUGUAGAGACUGAGAACAAAGGUUUCUGUAAGAAAUGUCUUUACUUUGUGACAAAAAAAUAUAUAUAAAGAGCUCUUCUGACAUUUUAAUUCAAAACUUGAGACUUGAAUCUGAUGCAUGUUUCAGAUUAGUCCGAAAUGGAAAGAAACUUAGAUUUUAUGAUAUACCUGGAGUAGCAAUAUUAUCCAAAAAAUGUACUAACUAUAAUAAAGAUUUCAUGAGUCCCAUUCAACAGAUCCUAAGAUCAGAAUAUUCUCCCUAAUUUUCAGGCACUUGAACCAAGAAUUCAUAAUCUUAAUUAAGCCAAGAAUGUAAACAGUCUGAGGAAUCAUUCAUAGUUCAAAUUAAAUGUCCCUGAUUACUUUUCUUUCUCAGUUCAUGCAAGGCCUUCUCCAGUAAAGCAUACUCAUCUGUUUCUGCAUAAUUAAAAAAUAUCUUGUACAAGGAAUAAAGUACGUAACAGAAUAAUCAGACACACUUGCUAAACUAAUUGCAUAUGGAGCUUGCCAGUUUCCAGUCUCAGUGAUUAGAUUAUGUCUCUCCAUUUCUUUAAAUAUCACAAAAUGAGUUUAAAUUGCUAUGCAGAUACUUUCAGACUAAUGGAGACAUGUAAGGCUCAAAAGUUCAUGUUAAAUUUUGCAGGGAGUGUUGGUUUUGUAUGAUAGCUGUUACUGGAUCCCCCAACAGUGAAGCAUAAUCCAUGCCUUCCUUAGGCAUUACAGGAAAACCUGACUGUUCUGUUGCACUCAUUAUGUCUACAGCCCUAUGAAAUCCAUGUUUGUGUUCUCUGACACUUAUGUUACAGUCUGAUUACUGUGGACAUUAAAAAGAUAUAUUUUGUUUCUUAGGAUUCCCAGACACAACAAUCAUGCAUUGUAUUGAUACAAAUAACCAUAGUAUACACAAGUAUAUAAUUUUAGAACAUGUAUACAUAGAUAAAUAAGCAAAAGUGUAUGGAGUGUUAACUGUUUCUAAGCAAUUCCAUGCUGUUUAUUUUAGUAGCCAACAAUGACAUAAGCAAUGCAGGGCCCCAUCCACUUUGGUGAGUUCCAGCAAUGCAGCCUGAAGCUCAGCAAUCCCAGCCUACAGCAGUGUGAGGCCCCUAGUUAGUACGCUGUCCGAUGCAAAAGUUAACUUGAGUUAUUUUUCUAGACAUAUCUAUCUCCCCUUUACUUUUAGGAGGUGAGAGAAAAUAAAUUUGUUGAGCAUCUACUUUAGCUUAAGCUAGUGUUAGAUAUAUCCACAUAUGACAUCAUGUUUAAUUCUACCAAUGACCCUGAGAGUAAUAAUUUUUAUCCCCAUUUUUACCAAUGGAGAAACUAAGUCUCACAACAGAUAACCGACUUUUCCAAGAACAUACCACCGAGGCUAAGAUUCAAACCCAGGUCUGGCACUCUUGAGUUUAUUCCUUUCCAUGCUACGUCAGGUCACCCAAACAUUCUUAGGUAGCUAUACUUUUAAUAUUAUAUAAACUUGCUCCAGGACAUGCAGGGACAAAUCAACAGUGAAAGUAAAAUGUAGCAGGACCUGAAACAUAAGAUCUGUGGCCAUCAUACCUGAUUCCUGGAGCCAAAUGAGCUGGAACUCAGGUCUGGGCCACAGUCCCACUGAAAAUUGAAUGCCAAACAGGAAAACUAAAGCAGAAGUCCAAUGUGGACUCUGCCUGUGUGGCAGACUGCUGGGGACAGCCCCAUGAACACCCAGGGCCUGCACACUUACCAGCUUUACACCGAGAGACUAAUUUCAGAACACACAUACUAACUGUGGGUACCUGACUACUAUUAUAAAAUGAGUUGCAUGGAUUACCUCAGUUAGGCCUGACCACAGCCAUGCUGAGAUGCAGGUAUUGGCUGCAGGGUAGCAUGGCCAGCUAAGUAGUGGGAAGAGGACAGACUGUGCAAACAAACUGCAUGGGUUUGCCUCCCAGCUCUUCCUGGUUGUGUUGUUCUCUAGCUGAGGAAACGUGCUUUUUCUGUGACCUAGUUUCUUCAUUUGUAAACUGGAAGUGAUAAUAAUGCUUACCUCUUUGGGCUUUUGAGAGUAUAAAGAGCCUCAAACAGUGCCUGGCUCAACAUAAUUGUUAGGCAAGGGCAUGAUAAAGAAGGGCACUGAGAAAAAAACAAAAAAUGAAGGGGACUGAAUGACUUGUAUAAAUUUUUAAAGGUAACUGUUGGAGCUGGGAUUCCAGUCCAGAUGGCAGGAGCCCAGAGCCCAUGCUCAUAACCCAUGUAGUGUAGAGUACAGGUUCUGGUUGGGGACAGUCAGACAGAGGUGUCUGAUUCUGCAUGUGGGGGACCUCAGGAAACUCACCUGUGAGGGGACUAGGGAAGGUAGAUCAUGAUCAGACCACAACCCUAAGAUACCUCCUUAUUUCUCUCAUCUCAUAUUGGCUAAUCUCAAUGGAAAUCAUGACAUAUCUGAAAGUCAUUUCAGAAUAUCCUUUAUCUAACACCCUUUUCAGUGUCAGCUGGGCACUUAAAAUCUUUACCUUUGCUUCACUAAUCCUUCUUUGUCUAAAUUCAGUAAUAUUUAAUGCCUUCUACCUUCUAAGAAAUCAACAAUGGUGGACUCUAGACAGAGAUUUUUAGGUCAGAAUAUAAAGACUCUUACUGAAUUUGUCAAUACCAGUAAUUCCUUCUCCAUGAAAAGAAAGGUGACUUACACUUAUGUCAUGAAAUGAGAUCUUAAAAUAACCAGUGCAUACUUCCUUCAUGUUCUUUCAUAAAUCAGGUGUUUUAAAAAAGAAAUAAAGGUAGCUUUUUCAGCAAAGAAGGAAUUGCUACUUUGUGAUUUUUUUCUUUUUAAUUUGAUGUGAAGCAAAUAAUAGCAGUACAUGGUUAGAUUUUCUCAGUCCCACCAAUAAUUGAGAACGUAAACUUAAAAAAACUUUUUUUUACCUAUGCCCAAUCUAGUCAGAUUAGGUUGUAUAAGAUCUGUUGUCCCAUAACUCUGAGUCCUUGGGAGGCAUCCUAAGUUAGUCUAUUAGAGUCAUUUUCUCUAGAUUUCAUAUGCACAGAUACACACCUAGUGGGCAAACACACAGUCUGAAUUUGAGGGCAGGCAUUUUGUAGUAAAAGCCAUGCACAUCCCACAAUUCCAGCUCAGAGCAAAAGCUCUCAUGCAUUGCUUUUAAUAAAACUGCAAAGCUGUAAAGACAACAUUCAGUGAGGGAUCUGCAGCAGGGUGCCAGGGAGCAUUUUCUUGGAUCAGCUUUUGUGUCUCACUGUUAUCAUUUUCUCCAAGUUAGAAGGGGUCACGCUUAGUUUGUUUUACAGCUCAGAAAAUAUAAGAAUUAUAUUGUAGAGAGAUGCAGUAGAUAACAGCAAGGAAAUUAAGUAAAGACUUUGUUUGAAGUCAGGCACAAUGGGUUUGAAUAUAAUUUCAGCCAUUAACUGACCUUGUGUCUUUAGUCAAGUUAUUUAAACUUUCUGAACUUUGAGAUCUUCAUCUGCAAAAGGACCUCAAAGAGUUAAUAUAAGAUUAAAAUAGACAAAGUAAAGUAACAAGUAUAUAGCUAGUCUUAAAGAAAUAAGUAC
Molecule: messenger RNA, 10094 nt
Organism: Manis pentadactyla (Chinese pangolin)
Lineage: Eukaryota; Metazoa; Chordata; Mammalia; Pholidota; Manidae
Gene: PTGER3
Product: prostaglandin E receptor 3
Exons: 5
Coding region: 141-1391 (416 amino acids)
Biological process (GO): adenylate cyclase-activating G protein-coupled receptor signaling pathway; positive regulation of cytosolic calcium ion concentration; inflammatory response
Cellular component (GO): plasma membrane
Molecular function (GO): prostaglandin E receptor activity
Source: RefSeq, a predicted model, not a curated record